Zalophus californianus (California sea lion) is the source of this 3613-nucleotide messenger RNA. RefSeq lists its product as uncharacterized. Lineage: Eukaryota; Metazoa; Chordata; Mammalia; Carnivora; Otariidae. The transcript is spliced from 2 exons. The coding region runs from base 1744 to 3180 and encodes 478 amino acids. The record is from RefSeq and is a predicted model, not a curated record.
CAGGGAGGGGCCUCCUGCUGGUUGUGCCCACCCUCUUCGCCAAGGAAAACUGCCCUCCCCUUUGCCAAGUGAGAAGUCAGCAGGUCAGGCCUCGCAGCUAAGAGCAGAUCGCUCUGUUUCUGGCCAAGACAACGAAAGGACGAAAGUGCCCUGAAGCUCCCGCGCCUGAACCGGUGGGUGGGGUUGGGCAGCAGCCUGUCAGGGGGAGAGGAUCAACGUGGCCAAGGCCUCAGACCAUCUCCGCGGUGAACUGGCUGCUUGACUCGCUUUGUUAAUUCCCCUUUCCCAGAAAGCCACUGUCUCUGCGGAAUGCUGCUGGAUGUCUCGGAGAAGGUGUCCCCCACCGGACACACCCCACCCUGGCCAUCCAUCCACUGUCCUUCCCGGGCCCUAAUUACAACCCAGGACAGCAGUAACAUCAGCAGCUGGGGGCAGAGGGACAAAUCCCAAGAGGCACCAGGACUGGGCCCUCACCUGUGGUUUUUAAAAUUCAAACGAGAAAGGAGAAAAAGAAGUCCAAGUCAGUUUCUGUCUGGUUCCUAAGGUGGCCACACCUGUUAGACUCAGCAAGAGGAGUGCUCUUCAUUUGGAAUCCUGGUCCAGCUGGAGGGGGACAGGGCAGGGACACAAGAACUGGGCAGGAGCCCCAGGGCCCCAUCCUGGGGUCCGAGAGUCGGCAUCCGGCAGGGAAGGGCCACCAGCCAACAUGGGGGGGCAGGUCCAGGGCGCAGGGUCUUCAGGGGCUGAAGCCCUCGGAACAGAGCCUGGCACACAGGUGCUCAGCAAACCACCAGAAGUUAGGGCAGCGAGUCCCCCUGGCAGCCCCGGAAGAAACCGACCCUGCUGACACCUUCACAGUGGACGUCGAGCCUCCAGAAGCGUGACAGCAUAGAUCUCUGCCGGCUAAGCCACUCGGGUUGUGAUACGUAGUCGUGGCAGCCGGAGCGAUUAACGCACCUGCCCGGGAGCUAUGACGACAUCUGUGUUCCAGGUGAGGAAACGGGAGGAACACUGAGAACUCUGCCGAGGUUCCAUGGCCAGAGGGGGGCCCUGGGGAGAGCCCAGCGGGGCACCAGCCUGUCCGCUGUCUCUCGCACUCCCUGAGUAGGAGGCAUCCAGGCCAGACCAGCUGGGAAAUGCACUUGACCCCCGGCCACGGUCACCCCCUGAAGAAGGAGCUGAGUCAGUGGCACCCUGCUCUCCGCAGGGUGGAAGGGGAGCCAGAGGCCAAGGGCAAGCAGGAACUAGAUCCCCCCGCUACCAGAGCCCUGUGAGAUUUCUUCAACUUCUGCCACUUCCCCAUUCCUUCCCCUCCGGUACUCACCCUUCUGCUCGGCCUGGCUGCUAAUUAGCCCCUGACAGCCCUCGGCCUCAGGGAUCUGCAGAAGCAGGAGCCAAAGGAGGGCUCUGCCCGCCAAAGGCCAGUCCGGCCCCGAGGGAGGGACUCCCACUGAGGGAUCUGAGGAACGAGGGGCCACCCAGGCCUGGAGCCACCAAGGCAGAAGAGAGAGAACCACCCACUCAACACCCAUUCUGUAAAAACCCUCGUGUUCCUGCACACGUCACAGUCAUCCUGCAGGCUCGGCUUCCCCCAAACUUCCCUCCUGCUUCUAAUUUUCCAGUCUUUACUAAUCUAUGGGGGCAGUGGUCUGGGGGUGGGAGGCAGGUGGGAGGCAGAGAGUGCUCGCUGUAGAAGUUGGCAGGCGUCCUCGGGCCCCACGCUCCCAGUUGUGAUGGGAUGAGAUGGUGGAGAGCCCAGCUCAGUGCUGGGAAAGACACACAGGGAGCAGCCCUCUGCCCAGCAGUGCCCACCCAAGCCCUCUGCCCCAUGUGCCCGGCUCUGCUCUAUUUCUCUCCGCUUCACAGUUCCCCAUAGUUGUCCAUCUGCAUCUAGAACCUCCCUGCCUGGCCAACGGCCCUCCCCACCCAGACUGGGCCCUCUGCAAAACCUGUCAGGUCUCCAGCUCUCCAUCCCAGUAUCAUGCCACCAUCCAGCAGGCCUGGGCCCUGGGAGGUCACCCUGAGACCCGGUCCGUGUCGGGUGGGCACUUGAAGGGUCUGGUCUCCCCAGCGUGGGACCUGGACACCAGGACACAUCUCCCUCCCGUUCGCUGGUUGGGAGCAGGGGGAGGUACGCUGCUCAGAGCAAGCAGCGGCCUAACUGAACUCAAGAUAGGUGACAUCUAUCACUUCCCUGCAAUCUGCAAGCCUGUCACUUGGCCUGCAAAGAUUAGAUUAGAGAGAACCCCGGCCAUCAGAAAAUCCAACUUGAGAUACUUAAUAUCUGGUUCUCUUUUGUCUGUGCCCACAGCCCCUGUGAGGCUGGCUUCGCUGGCACUUUUUCAAGUGUGGAAACAGAGCAGGCAGGCCCCUGCUUUGCGAGGCUCUCCCCCCACCCAACCCCUACAACAUCAGCUCCCACCCAAGGGCCUUUCAGCUUCCAGCAGAGCCGCGGCCCAAGCCUUUGGGGCCCUCCCAUUGGCUGGUCAAUGCCGCUGCCUCUGGGUGUUCUGGAAAGGCUCGCAGCCCCAUGUGUCUCUCACACUCCUUUGCCUGGACAGCAAUACAAGCCCCCACCGCUCACCCCGGUCCGACCUCCCCUUCCCAGGACUGGUCAUUCGACAGGAUUUGAACGGUGAAUGCUGUUUCCUGUUUGCGCUCCACACAGUCGGAGAACUUCAGAAAGAAAUGCUCUUUCCCCAGACGGGAGCGGAGCAGCGAUUCUGGCUCGGGUCUGACCAUCAGGUCUCGCCCUCCGGGAAAACACGCCAGCCAGGUUCCCCGGGCGCCUCCCGCCUGUCGGCACCCCAGCAGCAACCCGGCUCCCGUCUCAGGGGUGGCCGAACCCCGAGAGUCCACACGGCCCCUCAGCCAUCCCGGCCGCCAUCUCCAAAGCCCAAAUUCCCCCUAGGACUUUCUGUUUCAGGCUGGGUUCAAGGAGCACUGUGUCCCCAUGUGCUUCCUCAGCUGGCGCUCCUCGGGUGGGGGCCAAGGCCACAGACCGUGGGCCCCGCGGGGAGGGGGGUGCGGCCCAUUCUUCUCACGCCCUCCCCUGCCCCCGCGGCGCCCCCGGCCCGCACCCCUGCCUGCACCUCUCCCUGGCGCGAGCUCACCUGUCCUUCAUCCCGGUGCCAGCCUGGGAUGCAAAUAUCUCACUCGGGCAGAGACCCGCCUGUCUAAGGGGUUGUCAUCUACAGCCCAAGUCCUGGGCUGGACGUGAAGUGGGAGGGGGGGAAGGAGGUGCCCGCGCCUCCGGGUGGGAAGGUAAACAGGAUUCCCGGCCUGGGCGUUCGGGAAUCAUCAGCCACUGGGCCUGGCCCCUCCCGCAGGUGAGCCCCUCCCCAGGGCCUGGGCUCCCCACGGCCUCAGGUGGGAAGAAGAACCCAGAGUCCUUAAGCAGAGAGAAGACCUCGCGGGCGGGCGUGGGCUCGGACAUGCCUCAUCUUCAGUGGAUCCCAGCCCUUCAUUCUGUGCCUCACUUUGUCAAGUCUCCUCCUGCCCCAAACUACUGCAGGUGAAUGCCUGGGAAGUUUAACAUUCUCGGGAAACCGCACAGCUGUGCUCCCUGAAGUCACUCGUGCCCCCCUGCAUUCUCCCUGCCUUGCUCUGCAGG